This is a messenger RNA of Vespa velutina, 3661 nucleotides long. It is a transcript of the gene Liprin-beta, whose product is annotated as liprin-beta-2. The transcript has 12 exons. Gene Ontology annotation, molecular function: protein binding. The coding region runs from base 1257 to 3518 and encodes 753 amino acids. Gene Ontology annotation, cellular component: presynaptic active zone. Gene Ontology annotation, biological process: neuromuscular junction development. The record is from RefSeq and is a predicted model, not a curated record. NCBI's taxonomy places the organism in Eukaryota, Metazoa, Arthropoda, Insecta, Hymenoptera, Vespidae.
AUUCACUUAUAGAAGUAACAAUAGCAGUGGUAAUAGUAGCUUGUACACGUUGUCUUGUAUGCUGACAUGAAUGCAAAUCCAAAGGAAAAGUUCGAGGCAGGAUAAUAGAAGAAAAACGAUACAUGUCCUUUUCUUUUUUUUUUUUUUUUUUUUGUUAUCGUUAUUAUUGAUGGCCCAUUUCCGGAUAUACUUAUCUUUCGCAAUCAGCGCAGAUGUCAAUGAACACGUGGUUCGCAUAUCCGGACUGAUUUCCGGCACGCGCACGUCUUUCCACGCACGUGUUUCAUGUGCCGUAUGUACGCCAGUCAAAUGCGUCUCACGUAUGUUAGUCCUACAUCCGGAUGUUCUUAAACUUUAUCUAGACGGGACAUGCUACUAACGAUCUACGAUGAAGCGUGUCUUGUUUCAUAGUAAACGAGAACUUAAUUUAUAGAAAUAUCUUAUAAUGCAAUUUAUACGUUUCUCUCAGAGGCAUUAUCUUUCGCCGAUUGGUAUCUACAAUGAGAAAUAGCUAUCUUUGGUGUACUCAAAAAAAGAAAAAAAAAAAAAAAAAAAGAAAAAAAAAUGAAGCAAUUUAUUUCAUGAAGUAUAGCUCUUAAUUGAACGUUCACAUAGAUAUCGUUAAUUGAUAAUGUAUUAUAUCUCGACGUUCACCACUUAUGUACGUAUCUGCGUAUCUUCAUCCUUGAUCUCUCAUCAUUAUUGCGAGGAAGGGGCAGCGAUCUCGACUAAUAAAGAGGGAGAACACACACUCUAUUUAUAAGUUCAAUUUCUCUCUCUUUCUCUCUUUCUCUCUCUCUCUCUCUCUUUCUCUCUCUUUCUCUCUCUCUCUUUCUUUCUCUCUCUCUCUUUCUUUCUCUCUGUCUCUCCCUCUCUCUUUUCCUCCUCUUCUUCUUCUUCACGAUGAAUUUCGUGAUGUUAAAUUUAGUUUCGAUGUAGACGAAGCCGAGCCUGGCGUAUAAGACUAAGUUUCAUCUAUAUUCAACGUACCGAAUUGUUUCAAUAUUUUACGCCGAUAAACAAUACUUUUCUAAAAAUUGUAGAAAACUAUUACUCGCCUUUUAUAUUUUUUUUUUUAAUUCUGAAGAGUUUCCAUAUACUCAGGGACGUUUUUUUUUUUUAUAUAUUAUUUCCUGGUAAUAUACGUGUGGAAUACAUUUAUACAUUAUUGAACUUAUAAGUUCAGAUUAUAUAUUUAAAUAAUGUGGUGCAAUAAUGAUAUUUUGGAAGAAGGGGUAGCUGUUUCUUUAUAAGGAAUGGAUAAUACGUGGACCAAUUAUCCUAAAGAGUACCAGAAUUUAAUUGCUAUUAUGGAAGAAGAAAAUAAACAACAUAGGAAAGAUUCACAGUCAGAUUCAUCAGAUGCAGCUUCAACUAUAAAACAUUGGGAUAGUCAGUGGACACCUUCAGAAGGAUAUGAUUCUUCUGGAACGUCUAAUUCUGGUUGUGGUGAGGAUUAUGCCGAAGAUUAUCAACACAGAAUACCAGUUGAUCUACCUAGAUUUGUUGAAGAUUGUCACAGUGCUUGUAGGUCUCAGACUUGUCUUUGUCAGGGUUGUCUAUUCGAAUACAGUAAGAUGAUAAAUCUUCAAGGCAGUAUGUCCAAUAUUUGUGGAACACCAACAUCAAAAACCAAUCCAACUCAUUUAUCGACUCUUCCACCUUUGUAUAGUACACCAUGUUCAAGUAUCCAGAGUGAGCUGCCACAUCAUUGUAGCAAGGACCAUCUUCCUUUAAGUUGCAACUGUCGCAAGAUGUAUUCUUGUCAUAUGCAACAAAUUCCAUUGCAUUUAAAGGAAUGUCAUUUACAUUCCAGUGACAAAACAAAUAGCACUACUUCUCUUUCUGGAAAUUCAGUAGGUCGUUGUGUUGGUUCAUUGGAUAGAAGAAGACGAAGAUUCAAAAGUAAAACUGAUCAUAAUCAGAGGACAAAAUCACAUAGUGAUUUAAUAUGCUGUGCUAAAGAUAGACCACAUUACUGUUCUUUACAGCAAUUUCAAUGUGGCAAUAAUUCACAUUUAUAUAGCUAUUAUAAUAAAACUGAGGAACGUCUCCAAAAAUUAGAAAGCGAACGUGGUGCACUUCAUAUGGAAGUAUCAGUUUUGUCAGAGCAAGUUGAUGCACAGUCUAGCAAAAUUCAAGAAUUGGAAAAUAUGCUUAAAGAAAAAAAGCAUUCCCUCAGACAAAUGGAAGAAGCUUUACAAAAGGAAGUGUUAUCAAGAAGUGCAUUAGAGACACAAAAACUAGAGCUUCUUAGUUCUCUUUCUGAACUAAAACUCAGACAAGCUAGUUUAGAACAUGAAAAUUUAGCAUUAAGAAAUACAAAUUCAUUAUCCAAUGGGGAGAGAUUCAGUAGGCAUGCUGGUCAAUAUAGCAGUCUUCCAAGGCCACCAACAUCUUCAAAGAAAGGAGUCGCGUUUGGUAAGGUUUCGAAUUUAAUCUCUGGAGAGCACACAACAGUACCAUUGGCUAUUAGAGGAAUCUCUGCGAGAUGUCUAUCAGCUCCUAUUCUAGCGGAAGAAGAAAAAAUAGUAAUUGGAGAAUCAAGUUUUCAACCAGAAUCAACACCACCAAAGCCACUUGCAGAAUUGUCUAUAGAAGAAGUUGGUGAUUGGCUAUCUCGUAUUGGCCUGGAAUGUUACGCUGCAGAAUUAAGACGAUGGGGAGCUACUGGUGUAAAAUUAGUUGAGGCAACGCCAAAUCAAAUUGAAAAGGAGCUUGAUAUAAAAAAUAUAUUGCAUAGAAAAAAAUUACUAUAUGCAAUUGAGUCUGAGAGAUCUAAUGCAGAAGGCUUUCUUGGUUCAGAAAAGAUGGAUAGUGCUGCAGUACUACGAUGGUUAGACGAUAUUGGAUUACCUCAACAUAAAGAAGCUUUUCAUAAUGCCAAAGUUGAUGGUAGAGUAUUACAUAGAUUAACAACAGAAGACUUAUUGAAUCUCGGUGUGACAGCUCAGCUGCAUGCAGCUAGUUUACGACGAGGAAUUCAGAUUUUGAGGGAGUUAAAUUUUGAAUUUGAUAAUAUGGAGAGAAGAUCAGUAAAUGGGAAUGGUGCAGAUGGAACUAAUGUCACACUAUGGACUAAUCAUAGAGUGAUGGAAUGGUUGAGAGUGGUUGACCUUGCAGAAUAUGCACCCAAUAUGAGAGGCUCAGGAGUGCAUGGAGGAUUAAUGAUCCAUGAAGGUCGCUUCACCUCAGAAUUGUUAGCUACUAUAUUAAGCAUUCCACCUUCAAAAACUCUAUUAAGAAGGCAUUUGACAACCCACUUUAAUCAAAUUCUUGGUAGAGAAGUUGUACAGCAUAAAAGAGAGAUGGAAAGUACGCUUGGAUUUGUACCUUUAACUCUUACGGCUAGAUUGAAGGCACCAAAGAAGUCUCAAUUCACGUUAAAGCGUAAAAAAAGUAAAAACGAAGUGGAUUAUGGAAAUCUGGUUUGUCCUUUGGAAACAUCACCACCAGGUACACCAUCAACAUCUUCGUCAACACCAGGCAGUCCUAAUUUGAACUCACCCUCACUCUAACCAUAAUCACAGAUUCAUUCAAGCAGUCAUCUUAACUAACUCAUCUAGAGGAUACUGGACAAAAGAAAGUAAUUGGUUGUAUAUGAGGAACAUAUAUAAAACUUAUUUUGUACAAUGAGUAUAUUGGACGAUUCAUUCUAUAC